This is a messenger RNA of Thamnophis elegans (Western terrestrial garter snake), 4163 nucleotides long. It is a transcript of the gene TBL1X, whose product is annotated as transducin beta like 1 X-linked. Lineage: Eukaryota; Metazoa; Chordata; Lepidosauria; Squamata; Natricidae. Gene Ontology annotation, biological process: regulation of transcription by RNA polymerase II. Gene Ontology annotation, cellular component: histone deacetylase complex. The record is from RefSeq and is a predicted model, not a curated record. The transcript has 17 exons. Bases 237 to 1829 code for a protein of 530 amino acids. Gene Ontology annotation, molecular function: protein binding; transcription corepressor activity.
ACUUGGGGCUUUGGCAGAAGUUGAGACUUUCCUCGGGGGCUUCCUGGAGGGCGAGCUGGGCCUUUCUACACGCGGAGGGAGAUUUCUCCACUGUUGAAUGUAAAGAUCUCCAUGGUAACUCAAACCCCCAGCCUCUUUGGAGCCUGCAAGAAGCAGUUUUCAACAGCUCAAAGGUCUUACGGCCAGAGCGUGGAUCACACUUCUUGCAAGCCUCAUUGUAUUGAGGUGGGGCUAAGAUGAGCAUAACCAGCGAUGAAGUGAAUUUCUUGGUUUAUCGUUACCUCCAGGAGUCAGGUUUCUCCCAUUCCGCCUUUACAUUUGGAAUAGAGAGUCAUAUUAGCCAAUCCAACAUCAAUGGAACACUAGUGCCACCUGCUGCCCUUAUCUCUAUACUUCAGAAAGGCCUACAAUAUGUUGAAGCAGAGAUAAGCAUCAAUGAGGAUGGUACAGUGUUUGAUGGCAGACCUAUAGAGUCAUUAUCUUUGAUAGAUGCAGUAAUGCCUGAUGUAGUGCAAACUCGGCAGCAGGCUUUCAGGGAGAAAUUAGCACAGCAGCAAGCUAGUGCAGCAGCAGCUGUAGCUACAACAGCAACAGCAGACACAACUACUACAACAGUCACAACAACAACUAUUGCUGUCCCACAGCAAAAUACACCAAAGACUGGAGAAGCCACUGUGAAUGGAGAGGAGAAUGGGGCGCAUGCAAUAAAUAAUCACUCAAAAUCAAUGGAAAUCGAUGGGGAUGUUGAAAUUCCUUCUAAUAAAGCAACAGUUCUUCGGGGUCAUGAAUCAGAGGUGUUCAUCUGUGCCUGGAAUCCUGUCAGUGAUCUACUAGCAUCAGGAUCUGGUGAUUCCACUGCCAGAAUAUGGAAUCUUAAUGAAGGCAACAAUGGUAGUUCCACGCAACUAGUUUUGAGGCACUGUAUAAGAGAAGGAGGGCAUGAUGUUCCCAGCAAUAAAGAUGUAACAUCACUAGACUGGAAUAGUGAUGGAACACUCCUGGCUACUGGAUCAUAUGAUGGAUUUGCAAGAAUAUGGACGGAAGAUGGAAAUCUUGCAAGCACCUUAGGGCAACAUAAAGGGCCCAUCUUUGCUCUGAAGUGGAAUAAAAAGGGAAAUUACAUUUUAAGUGCUGGCGUUGAUAAGACAACAAUAAUUUGGGAUGCUCAUACAGGUGAAGCUAAACAACAGUUUCCUUUCCACUCAGCCCCAGCCCUGGAUGUAGAUUGGCAGAACAAUACUACCUUUGCAUCGUGUAGCACUGAUAUGUGCAUACAUGUAUGCAGACUUGGCUGUGAUCGUCCAGUCAAAACCUUUCAAGGCCACACGAAUGAGGUCAAUGCAAUUAAAUGGGAUCCUUCUGGUAUGCUUCUAGCAUCCUGCUCAGAUGAUAUGACGUUAAAGAUUUGGAGUAUGAAGCAAGACACUUGUGUACAUGACCUUCAAGCACAUAACAAAGAGAUUUAUACUAUCAAAUGGAGUCCAACAGGGCCAGGUACCAGCAACCCAAACUGCAACAUUAUGUUGGCAAGUGCUUCAUUUGAUUCUACUGUUCGGUUGUGGGAUGUAGAAAGAGGUAUCUGCACUCACACGUUAACAAAACAUCAAGAACCUGUCUACAGUGUAGCUUUUAGUCCUGAUGGAAAAUAUUUAGCAAGUGGAUCUUUCGACAAAUGUGUUCAUAUAUGGAACACCCAGAAGAGUGGGACUCUAGUACAUAGCUACAGAGGCACCGGUGGAAUAUUUGAAGUCUGCUGGAAUGCUAGAGGAGACAAAGUCGGAGCCAGUGCUUCAGAUGGAUCGGUGUGUGUUCUAGACCUGCGAAAAUAAAUAUUUUAGAAGAAACUGCAAAUGGACCAGCAUUGAAUGUGGAGGUGGAAGCACUCUUCAAACAUACUUUUAACAUCUCUGGAAUGGCAAAAACUGGGGGAAAUAAACAGAAGCAGAACUAAACAAAUAAUGCAUUUCUCCCAGGCAAAAGGAGCUUGCAAUGUUUUGUCCACCAGCCUUCACCAAGGUUUUAAAACAGAAUCACUUAGGGAGGGGGGAUUUUUCCACUAUGAACUUUCAGCCUUUGGAGGCAGCAAGAAGAUGACCAUCAACAGCUAAACCUGCUGUUUGCUGGGGUCAGAUCUCUGAGACCUCAUUUUGACAGCUGCUAAAAAGAAGACAAAAAGCUGUGCCAAAAACAAUAACAAUUAAAAGGAAAACAAAAUCUACGAAGCAAAAUGCUUUGAUAAACCAAAAUGGGAAAAAGUUCUCCUCCAUGUGGUAUUGCAUUGUUUUUCUUUCUAGUUUGGACACUAUAAUUGCUCUCCCAAAGGACAUUCAAAAACCAGUUUGUAUUGAUGAUACACUCAAAUUUGUAAUCCCAACACUUUGUAUUUUCUAGACUACUGUUAUUUGUUCAGUGAUUUUUUUCUUAUCAGCUGGAAUGUUACAGCCUUGACAAUAACAGGCAUAGGUUCAAACUGAAUGUUUUCUUUCUUUCUUUCUUUCUUUCUUUCUUUCUCUUUCUUUCUUUCUUUCUUUCUCUCUCCCUUUUUUUCUUUCUAUCUUCUCUUCACCAACUUUUUGCUCUGUUCUUUCCAUUUGUGCCUAGUUAAUGCAAAGGGCAGAUGGGCAUCAUUAGUGACGGCUUCUGUUUUCCAUUUCUUCUCUUCACUCCUCCCCCCAUCUUUUCUCUUUUCUUUAUCCUUUGAUUCUGCUACUUCUUUAAUGUUUCCAUGCUUCAGAUCUUGAAAUCUGAAGGGCACUUUCAAAAAAUUGUGUAUUAAGUGCUUUAGGUGCUGGAAAAGCUUUUUACAGAAGAAAGAUUACUUUUUAAAAAAAGAAAGAGCCCCAUGUAUUUUUUGAAUAAGAAAUAAAGAUCGUAGUAUUUUUAUGUUAAAACACAAUUUUAGAAACUUAAAAUAUCUAACAUAUGUGGAUUGUAUUGUAUUCCAUCAUUUAAAAGAACAAUUCAAAUGAAUCCCUAUUUAAAGAUGCAGUAUCUUUUUAAUCUUCAUGAAAGGCAGUUUUGCCUAUACUUCUUUUAAAAAGAUUGUUUAAAUUAAUCAUGCAAAUAGUAAAAUAUUCCAUGGCAUAAAUUCAUUAUCCGAUGUUGCUACUUGACAGAAUAUUAAAACAUAAUUUCAGAAUUAUAAACUUCAAAACUUACUUUGAAUUAAUUUUUUCUUAAAAAUCAUGACUUUUUAAAGGAAAAAAUAUUACCAUUGGUGUACCAUGAUUCUGCUUUCAAAUAUAGACAUACUUGAAGUUAUGAAAGAAUUAAUCUUAACAUUUCACUCUAUAUGAAAUACUAUUUACAAAUUAUGUAGAGAUGUUUGAUAGACAGAACCGAUUUCAUCAUUUUUAUUUUUCAAAUAGUAUUUCACCCCAAGAUAUUAGACUUGAGUGCACUCAAAGAAAUUCACUUCUAAGUAGACAUGCAUAAUAUUACUGCUUAAGACAAUACUUUAAAUCUGGCUUCAAAUCAACAAUAACUGGGUAGUGAGGCAUAUUAAUAGAAUAAAUAAACUACAGAUAGUCCUCGAAUUACAAUCACAGUUGGGACUAGAAUCUCCAUUGUGAAGCAAGAUGAUUAAGUAGGUUGCGCCCAAUAAUAUAACAUUUUGCCACAGUUAAGUGAAAUAUUGUAGUUGUUAAGUGAAUCACAUGGCCAUUAAAAGCAUCUAUCUUUCCCCAUUGACUUUGCUUGUUAGGAGACAGCUGAGAAGGUUGCAAAUGGUAAUCACAUGACCCCAGGAUACUGCAACCCUACAUGCCAGUUGCCGAAGUGGGGGUGCUAUGAUAGUUGUAAGUGCACGGACUGGUUGUAAGUUACUUUUUUCAGUGCUGUUGUAACUUUGAAUGGUUGCUGAAUGAAUGGUUGUAAGUAGAGGACUACCUGUAUUGUAAUAUUAAAAUGAUAAAAUAUUAUUCCAUAACCAAUUCUGGAAUAAAAUUCUGGAUAUUCUAUUUGAAUUUAGACUUAAUUGAGAUACAUGUGAACUAAUGGGAUACUACAUCUUUAAUAUGGUAAAAAGGGUUCCUGUAUGGGGAAUCAAAAUGCCUAAUAUUCCUAGGAUUCCACAAAGAUUUUUUCUUAAUAUAAGAGAUUGCAUUUUUAUUUUUUAUUUUAAAACAAAACUAUAAUCUUGGUCCCAGGUGAUGUGCACUUUU